Molecule: messenger RNA, 10994 nt
Organism: Mugil cephalus (flathead mullet)
Lineage: Eukaryota; Metazoa; Chordata; Actinopteri; Mugiliformes; Mugilidae
Gene: purg
Product: purine-rich element binding protein G
Exons: 1
Coding region: 1048-2085 (345 amino acids)
Biological process (GO): regulation of transcription by RNA polymerase II
Cellular component (GO): nucleus
Molecular function (GO): DNA-binding transcription factor activity, RNA polymerase II-specific; RNA polymerase II transcription regulatory region sequence-specific DNA binding; purine-rich negative regulatory element binding
Source: RefSeq, a predicted model, not a curated record
GUCCUUUAAGGAGGAAAUUCAUUUUCACGGUGGGCGCAUACAAAACUGAACGGACAGUCUAUGGUCUGUGGAUGCUUAUUUAAAGUUUACAUGACUAAAGGAACAAAGCUCUUUCUGAAAAGGGCCUUUCUGACGGUGGCUGGUCUGUACCUCCAGCCGGGGGGGAAGGGGAGUGAAGUGCUGGUCUGGAGUGGGUGGUCAGGGCCAUGUAUGAUUGUGAUUGUGAACGCUUUGCGGACCAGGGAUGAGGUGACACACUGGGCUAAGCUGUAGGGUUGAAUACCAAUGAGUUAGCCGGUUAAAUGGGUUUCCUUUAAGACUGUCUUGGCACAUGUAAGGAAAAAGCAGACCUAAUGCAGUGUUAUUCAUCUCUAAAUUAUCUCCAUAUUGAUGCAUGUGAUCUGUUCUGGUUUACAGUGCUAUCAUGCAACACAGUUCUCUCAUUUGACCUACAUACUCGAAAUGCUUUUGUUUCAUAUCUGGGCUCUUCUAACCUGUAAGGAUGAACUAGUUGCUCAGUAAAUGAAGUCGAUAUUCCUGUUAAGAUCAGCUGCAGAUAUAUGAUGGUGGUGAUGCUGCAGGAGUGACGGCGAGGAGGAUUACAGCCCCCAGCCACGGCGAGCCGUGUCUCUUUAACGGAGGUAUUCUCAGGACGGGAAGGGGGAGGAGGGGAGAAGGGGGGAUUGGUGGAUGGGUUCAUCGGGUUCAUGUAGUACCGGGCGCCUCCUCCCAUUCCAGGUUGGCUGAUUCCCUGCUUCCCUCGACGAAAGCGGCGGCACGGGGCGAACAAGUGAUGGAAAACCGAGUGGAGGUUUACGGCGGACAAGGCUAAAUAGUGGAGCUUGACCUUUAAUGAGGACACAGAGGCUCGAUCAGCUGAUGACUCCAAACUCGCUGCCAUUUUUCAGGUCAUUCGAGGCAUCUCUCUAACUUCUUGUGUGGCUCCAGCCAGUUGCGCGAACAAGCCCGCUCCAUUUGCCCGACAAGCAGCCCACUGGAAUGGGGGGAUCGCUUUGUCCUGUGCUGUCAAGCGGUGGAAUAUAAAUCAUGAUGGCUGAUGGAUGUUGCAGGGGGAUGGAAAGAGGCAGGGGGAAGAUUGCAUCAGAUUCUUUACCGAGGCAUCCGUAUCCUCAGCAGUAUGUGCAGAGCGGAUCGCAGCAGCAGCAGCAGCAGGGGAAUGACAUCCAGGAAUUAGCCUCCAAACGCGUCGACAUCCAGAAGAAGCGUUUCUACCUGGAUGUCAAGCAGAGCGUGCGCGGCCGCUUCCUCAAAAUAGCCGAGGUAUGGAUCGGGAGAGGCCGCCACGAUAACAUCAGGAAGAGCAAACUGACGCUGUCUAUGUCGAUGGCUCCAGCUCUACGCUACAGUUUGGGGGACUUUAUAGAUUACUACGCCCGCAUCGGACUGCGGGGGGGCCUGGCGCCUCCGCAGGUGGACGAGCACAGCAACAACGGUCUGGGCCGCGGGCACGAGUCCCGCAGGAGGGCACAGGAGACGCAGGCGACGCUGUCUCCCACCGGCUCUGCGGCGUCCGACGACCACGCACACCGCGUCCUCAAGAGCGAAUUCAUCGAGAGAGACAACAGGAAGUACUUUCUGGACCUGAAGGAGAACCAGAGGGGCAGGUUCCUCCGCAUACGACAGACUGUCAGCAAAGGACACGGCACCAUGGGCUACUACGGUCAGGGCAUCGAGCAGACCAUCGUGCUGCCCGCGCAGGGGCUCAUCGAGUUCAGAGACGCGCUGUCGCAGCUCAUUGAAGACUAUGGCGACGAAGACAGCGACGACCGCGGCCGAACCGGCUCCAGGAGCCGCGACGACAACCCCGAGCUCCCAGAGGCCGCGUCCUUUCGGGUGGACAACAAGAGGUUUUACUUUGACGUCGGUUCCAACCGGUACGGUAUCUUUUUAAAGAUUAGCGAGGUGCGGCAGCCGUAUAGAAACACAAUCACCGUGCCCCUGAAAGCCUGGGCUAGGUUCGGAGAGAAUUUCAUCAGGUAUGAGGAGGAGAUGAGAAGAAUCUUCUCUUGUCACAAAGAGAAGAGGACAGACGCCCGGCAGGACAGCGAGGAGCAGGAGGACUGACCUCUGCAGGCCUGCCUGUGCUUUUGCAUGUCGUGUAGGGAUUGUGUUGAUGAUGGUGUGCAGACGUGACAUGAUGUACUCUAUGUGCCCCCACCAUGCUCUUACUCUCAAUGCCGCGUACCACGUUCACUUUUUUGGCCAAUUUGCCAAGGGCUGGUAAACUCUAAAUUCUAACCUGCCAAGAAGUCAUUCAUUCACAGCCUGAUUCCAUUUUUCUUUCUCAGUGCUGUGCAAUGCACUUUAUCCACAUAUUCAGGGCCGGCCCAGGCUUAUUAGGGGCCCAGAGUACACCCACCCCCACACCACCACCACCAUGCCAUUUAAAUUUACCUGUGCAAUGUACAAUGUAAACGUUCAAUUAGAAAUGACAGGGGAUGGUGAAGCCACAGGGAGAGUUUGGAGGUAUAGUGUUGGCUAGAAAUCUCUUUUUAUACUCUUCCAAAGUAUAACAGUGAAUAGUUUUAUGGCACGCAAAUGUGCAGAGAAUUUGUCGAAGACUGAAAACAUAUAUACAAUGAACUGCCCUAAGUAGUAGAGCUAUAUAAAAAGUGCAAUUUGAGAAAUUAUACAAAAAGAUAAAUAUUAGAUUUACAUUUAUUAUUCAAUUACAACCAAAAUUGAACAGAAGACUUCCCAUGUUACGUUUGCUUGGUCGGUGCGGCCUCUGGCCUCCAGCUGAGCCCCGAGCCUCAAGCAGAAAUUCAUUUUUUUACUAGAUUUAAACUUCUGCGUUGGAUCGUCGCCGAAGGCGCGGUGUGGCUCUCUACUUUACAUCAGAAAUGUAACUACACAUCACUCUGACAAUAGAUCAUCCAAAAUACACUUGUGCAAUGUCUCUCACUGGCCACCCAAGCACAGAAAAUUAUCGCUAGACGUCUUCCCUCUUUUCUGUGCAGAAAAAAACAAACAACAAAAAAAAAAAAUGCCCCAACUCCAACAUGAGCCGUUCGGUUCCGGUCGCCGCUGUUCGAAGUAACCGGCCGCUGACUCGCAUUCUAGCCGUGUAGUCAGAUAACAAUGCAAAAAACACCAGCAUUCAUGUGUAAGUGCUCACAACGGCGUAGACCCAGCACAGAAGCUUAAAUUGAGAUAAGUGCAAUACACACCAGCAACAUCAGCUAACGCACACAGCAGCCAUACUGGAGCCGACCACAGAGAAGGAUGUGGUAGUUUAGGUCACAGCCAGCAGAAUGUGCUGUGAUAAUGUGAUAAGACACGUUUAGUUGUUGCUUCCCUGCAAUAACAAAGUGUCGUCUCUGGAAAACGGGACAAUGGUGUGAGAAGCUCAUGCUACCGGUGCAGGCUUACUGUAAAAAUAACACACAUAUGUAGUGGCGUGCAUCAUGUGCUGCUGGUGUGUUUCCCUAGUGUUAUUGUAUACACUGGACAUUUGAGAAUUCCAGUUCCAGUUGGUACACACACACACACACACACACACACAGUAGAUGUUCAUCUAUAUAGAGGUUAGACUAUCAACUAUAACAUUGGCAAAAAUGAACUGAGGCUUUCUCACAAAUUUUCCCUGCAGUGCAGUGUUAGAUGCCAAUUAAAUAUGCGCACAUACCCAGACUAGGGUAUGUCUGGGUAUUUAGCAAAUGUAACAUCGUGCUGACUUGCUGCUUACCUCAUCAGCAUCACGAUGAGGGGAGAAACUAACUUAGAAGAGCCGCUGUGUCCAGCGUUGCAGGAGUACAAGCACGCAAACCCCUGCGUGUCGGCCUGGUUUUUCGUGAUGCCUUCACACUGGACUAACGGUGUCUGUUUCAUUCACACGUGGCGGCGCAGCGAUGCAGUGAGGUGAAGCGCUGUCUUUGGGUAAAAGCACCAAAAAUUUGUCAAGGACGCCGAAAUGAAUCCAAAACAUCAUCGCUACUGCAGUCCAUCUCUUAUUACUCUAUCUAGCUUAGGCACUCAGUCCAUACACACAAGGCUGUUUGUCUUGUGACGAUGGUGUUCAUCUUAGAUGGCUUUGUGUUUCUUUGAGUCGCAUUCAUAUACCAAGAUUUGAGUUAGCUGGUACUUUCUUUGAAGCCCUCAAACACUUGAAGAAUUGACUGGAAGAAUCUGCUGCCUGAAUAUAUCACCUAAUGAAUAUGUGUUGUGUAAAAUUGCAGCUUUGACAGAAGAAAAAAAAAUCUACACAUACAGUAGAUUGUAAAGGUCUCCUAAAGAUAAGUGUGUUACUGCUGUUACAUUAGUUUUAUACACUUACAUUUCUGGAGGAAAGGUAUUGUACAUGUGUUCUGCUGAGCACACAUGAGACGAUCAUACGGAGCUUGCAUUCAGCUGCCUCCUUGGCCCUCCAUCAGUUGCUGCACAGAUUCCAGUCACACACCGUUACAGCAAAAAUAGUCCUGAAGCUUCUAAAGGUCGAAUUUGCCAAAUUAGAACAAAGAAAACUGUACACGUUUCCUUCAUAUGAAUGGUUAAUCUGCUUCUUCAUCCUGUCGCUGUCUUAUAAACCCAGGUUGUAUAGUAAUGCCUUUAAAACUCUUUUGGAUACUUGACAAUUAUUCUUAAUAUUAUUUUAUAAAAUGCCCCCCAAACCUUUACGCAGACAACAGAUAAAGUUCGAAACAUCAAAAUGCGUUUCUCUCAUAUGUCAUAUCUUUCAUAUCUUCGACCAGUGGCUUUCAAAUCUAGUGCUAAUCUGUGCGAAUAAUCUUUUUAAAAGUUUUUGGUGCUACGGAAAUGUGUUGUCGCAUUUUCUGUCCUACAAAGUUGCUGAUAUUUCACAAUAAAGGUCUACAGUUCUCUGCUGUUUUCUACAUGACAGUAACAGGUCAUGGUAGAAACUGGGCUUGAAGCCAGGGAACACCUCCGUGCUCACUGGUAAACAGGGUGACAGAUGAGUGGUAGCGUAGAAAGGGCUCAACAUGCUGCUCAGACAAGCCUUUCAGCCACAUUUGCACCAAUGUGCUUCUUUCUGCAGAACCGUGUAUUUUACCUUUCCCUACUGUCUACUGAUGAGUGAGUUAUGGUGUGGCCUGAAAGUGUCCACGUCUUAUGUGUGUGUUCUGUAUGACUGUGAGUCCCAAGUAUCCAUCCGUUAGCUGCUUCUCAGUUUGGGCUUGAAUGGCAGUUUGCUGUACUUUGAGCUGCGUGACCUGUAUGAAAGUAGAGCUGGACAUUAUUGACCAAGAGCUCGAUCCAGACUUUGAAUUUAGCGUUGCACAACAUUGUUUAAUCAGCUGUUAUGCUCCGGGGAUAGUGAACCUUGGACUCAGUAGGGUCUUCUUUAAGAUCAGACGCUGACAUGAUCGCUGUCACAGCCUUUAUCUUCCGAAAAAGAAGCCAGCCAAAGUGCACAAAUGACCAAUUUACAAAAAUGUACAGUUCUAAUAAGAGCAAAUUAGAAAAGCAGGUUUCUACAGGGGACUUUUUGGCUCUUAGAUCUAUUAAAUAUAGGCAUACCAUUUGAGAAUAGAUGUUAUAUAUAAAAUAUAGUUCCACAUGUACUUGAGAAUCAUUAGAUACAUGGUUGGGUAUAUGGGGGAUGUUGGUGUCUCAUACACUCAUUAUGGAAAACGCCCGAGUCCCCUGGUGCCCAUUGAAAGUGUAUUGUGACUCAGACAAUUCUAACAAUAGUAAUCUGUGCCAAGUGUAUUAAACUGCAGGAAUUCAUUGCAACAAUGCUGACACUUCACAGCAUUUCCAGUUAACUCUCAGCUAAGCAACAGUUUGAUUAGUUUGGACUAACUAGUCCCAACGGCACUAUUGGACUAAAGGUCCAAUUGAGUGAAGUAAAAUUAAACUCAUAAUUCAAAGUUGAAAUUUUAGGGAUCCCUGUCUUGUUUGCUCACCUAGUUUUAUUUCAGCAAAUGAAAGAACUUCCUUCUAAUAAUGUCAGUGUACCAGAUGAUUAUCCAACACUUGGCGUCAGACAGUGACCAAACAGACAUGUAAUGAAAUGAAAAUCCUUCAGAUUUGCAGCUUUGAAAGCAAACGUGUAGAAUUUUACUUUUAUACACCCUAUCAUAAGACUGGAUCUGAACAGAGGCAACUCAGUUACGCUCUUUUGAAACCCCUCAGAAGUGUCUGAGCUGGGCUCUUUGUCUCAGUGUAACUCUAUGGUGUUCUGACCACUAAGUCGCUACGAGACUCAAAGGUCUUGGUGACAGAGAGUGGGCAAAAAUGGAGGAAAAAAAAGAAAUCAGUGUUAAAAGAUGCAUCGUGAUGGAAAACAAUUCUUGUGAUGCCUUUAGUGCAUGAGAAGCACAGGACUAGUUGGGUUUGGUGUGUUUGUUGUACAGUAUGGUGAAGAGUUUGAACUUUAAGGACACAGUGAGUUUUAUUUUCAUAUAGAUGACAAAAGAUAUAUUAACCACUAUAAUUCAAAGCACAAUUUAUUUUGAAAAUGAAAUGGAAUGCCAUGGAAUCAAAAUGCUCAAGAUGCUCAAUCCACUACAUGAAAUUGAUUCAGAAGUGACGGUCAGUGAACUGAACUUGUGAGGCCAAUAUUCUCAAAAUUAAGUCUUGCCUCAGCCAAGAUAUUCAUAUAAAGACAAAUAAUCUACUAGGUGUAAAAUGGAAUAUCCUUUUAAAGUAUGACGGUUAUAUGUCUUUAAAAUUACAAGUAUUGCUCCAAAAAGCACUUUAAAUAAAAGCUGCACUUUUUUCUGCUGCUUUGUCUUCAGUUGACCUAGAGGGACCAUUUCUUUCCAUGCCUUUGGUGUAACGUGACAAUCAUGGAUCCCUGAUUAUAGAAACUGAUUACCUGAGCUCAAAAAUUCCCAUCAUGCUCUGUGCCAGAGUUUGACAGCUCCAAGUGACAGCCUGUGGAGUGGAUCAUCUACAGUAUUAGAGAAUAUUCAUGCAAACAUGAUAUGAAAUAAUCACUGUCAGUUAGAUGUACCGAGACUCUAGAAUUUCAUUGAAUCUUGUGAAAGGAGCCCAUUCUGUAAACAUGAAUAGUGUGAAAAUUACUUGAUUAUAAACUGCACAACCUAAGGCUGUCACUUUUUAUUAAAAAUAUCAUAUUAUUUUAAUACUCCGCAAAAGAAAAGUGCCAAUCUGUGACAUUUCCGGCGUGAUUAAGUUAGCAACAACUGAAGUGACCGGUGUUGACAAACUUACUGCAAAUGUGGUUGAUACUACAUGCUACACAGUUCUGAGGGGAGCUGAAUAAACUUAUCAUUUGAAGAAGUCAGGCAGAGUAGUUGGCCCUUUUACAUAAUUCUUUGGGCAAAUGAGAUCCGAUUUUGUGUUAAACAUUAGUCAGUUACUAAGAAUUUGGAGGUAUGCAGCACACAGGCUGUAUAAAUAUGGAUGACGGAUCAAAUCCUCAAAAGUGAAACCAAAGCAAGUAGAGCUCCCCCUGGUGAUUGACUGCAGUAUAGGUCGUAUCUGCACCUCCUCCUAUGUUAGUGGAUGGUACUUGGGCCGAACUAUAACACUAAAAUACGCGUGAAUUCAGUUUUCAAUUUUUUUUUUCAGUGAUAGUUUCCAUCAUUUUAGGUAGUUAAGAUAAUGUUGAUGCACACUCAAGUGUCAAUUUCAUUUUAGAUUGUUAUAUAAUGCUAUUGAAACAGGAUGUGACAUCAUCAUGACUACAAGUUGCCAUGCUAAACACUGAAAAAAUAGUAGUGUAGUAUUAAUUAAACAAAAACUGUAGUGACUCUGGAGGAAAUGUGGUCGGUUCAUUGAUAUCGUGGCUCAGCAUGCUGCACUCUUGUACCGUACUGUCCAGACUCUGGCUCCAACCUUGCAAGAUGACAUUACCUGUACCCCCUAGGAAAAUAGCGUCAGUUUGGCUAAUGCAAGGAACCGGGGACGUCUUGUCCAUAUUUAAACAGCAGCCUGUCACCUGCAGCCCCUCAUCUAACAGCUCAAUGUCGUUGCUAAUUCUUGUUCCAUUACUCCCAGCAAUAUUUCCAACCGACCCGCUGUCAAAAACUGACGAACAUCACUACCUUAUAAUAAAAGUCAACUUCCGUUUAGCUAGUUAAAUGUGUUUAAUGUGAUGCUGCAGCAGAAGGAAAUGUUUAGCCAUUAGGAAUUCAUAUCCAUAGACACCCAGUUUGUAACACUGAAGUAAGGUCAUGUUAGUGGUGGAUCCCAAGUGAUAAAAUAUUCUAUAGAAAGCUGUCUGAGAUUUAAAAAUACUGCAUUUAUAUUAAAAACCAAACAUGGAUACCAUACCUGCACAUGCUGAAUCUGACCACUAAAGACAAGAUUGCCAGUAAGAAACAACGUUUCUAAGAUCUGUGUUCGUAUAACAAAGCAAACCCAUACAUUACAGAAGUGAAAUGCGAUAAACCGAAACAUUUUUCAUCCUGGUCCAACUGGAAUAACCUGUCCGCCACACUAGACCAAUCCAUUUCCUGAUUCAGCUUUAAUCUUCUCUUCUAAGUUCCUUGCUUGUGCUUUCUCAAUUUACCUUUAUAUGACAUUGUAGGUGUGCUCACUUUCAGAUUCCUUCAAGCACAGGAGCUAGGGCCACCUCAACAGUACAAUUUCCUCUAUAAUUAGCGCCACAUUACCUAGAAAAAAAUGAUGAACUAUCACGCUCCAUAAAUGUAAUAUGUGGUCGUAAGGGGCUUUAUGUUCCUUACUGACAGAGAACGGCAGCUGUGGUCAGGUUGGCUUAAGAAACACUGGGUAAAAAUGUUUAUUUUAUUGAAUUUAACCUCUGUGAUUUAUGAUUAUACAGUGGAACCAGCUUGACACACUCACUCAAAAAAACAAAAGGGUGACAAAAAGGUCUGCUGCCUAAAUUGUUCUUGAGCCUUCAGCCUCGUCUUGAGAUGGCUGGCCCUUGAUCUACCUGAGGUAUACCAUGAGAAGAAAUUCAUCUCACUGUCAAUUCGAAAAAAAAAAAGAGCCAGUAACAUGUUAGUCUUUAUUUCAAGCGUUUUUUAUUUUUUGUACUUUAAAUAAUAUUUUUCCAUGUGCAUCUGAAUGCACAUGUUGGUGUCAGAAAUACCGUCACCUUAGUAAUAUGGAAGCACAACAAGAAGCGGUGUUUUGAGCCAUUUUCUGACCACAGGUGCUUUUGGUUUUCAUGCAGGAGGUUAUAAACAGUACAGACUGUUUCAUAGUAAGGAGACCAUUGGGGAUUUACAUAUGAUACAUACAUAUGGCUCUUAAGGUCAUUUAAAUCUUUGUGGUUACAGGUUAGAGAUAGAAGGCUGCAGGAUGUUGGACUUGAAUUAACAGCUUGAUUUAAAAGAAUCUUGACUGUUAUCAAUGAUUGAAUAUUUCCAACCCUGACGCCUUAAAGCACUUUUACCGUUUUACUGUAUCUCUGCUUAUUUUGACUCUUGUCUUUUGUUUUAGCAGAUAAAAAUGAUUAAAAAUAACCAACUGGCCAAAGCCAACCGAGAACUAGUUUCAUAAGAUUGUUGCUAAUACUAGACCCAGAUGGCGUAGCCACAUCCUGGAUGAAAAUAAUCGUUUUACAAUGGUAAUCAUUCGAAGAACAGAGGUGGAACUCACCCUGACAGUGUCUGUGUUUUUCUGUGGUUGUACAGGUAGAGUGAUGUGAAUGUACGCUAGUGAAGAAGACAUUCUGUUGUUUUGUUUUGACUUGAGUUCACCAUCAGAGUUUGGGAGCGGGAAAUGUAGAGAUAUAGAUGUUUGGUAUUCUUUUAAAAAUGAACUGAAGUGAAUAAUGAAAAUGUGAAAAGGUGUAAAUUCAGAUACAUGUAAUGUAAUACAUUGGUGUGUCCUAUAGUCCUGUAACUAAGACUUAAAAAACAAGGAAGUUUUGUACUCUAGCACUUUCUUUACUGUGUACUGUAUAAGUUCAUCUUCUACUUGUAAAGUACUGUAUGAAUAUUCAUUACUUGCCUUGUAACGUUUGAAAUGAUGCUACGUUUAGAAAUGGUAACCAAGAAAACAAUGUUUUUAGAGUGUAUGCAUGCCAAUGGUUGGGUCCCACUAUAAUAGGAAAACUAUAUGAAAAAUGGUGCUAUGUUAUAUUAUAUAAAGGUGCUUCUAUGGACCCUAGCUGAAUGCAUGCAAAGAGGAACUAUCAAAAGAAAAAAAAAGAGAAAACUGAUGUCCUACUGCUGUUCUCGAAUAGUGCUGCUUCCCAAAGAUGUCAGAAAUUUGGAAAAUCCAACUUUCUAUUUGUUAAAAUGACACAGCCCUUCAAGUUAGUAAUCCAGUUCUGGCUUACAAGGCAGAGCAGUGGUGACACGACAGCUUCCUCUGCAGAUAUGAGCACACAGUGUUGCUUUCAGCCCAUUUAUUACCCUCCGAACACGUGUCUGUUUCGUGGGUAUGUUUAACUCGGACAAGGAAAGUUAAAGUGUUCCCGUUCUUCCCUGUUUUUUUUUAUAGUUUUUUUUCUGGGCUGCAUCACUAGAAUGCAUGGAGGGUGUUAUUACAAUCAGUCCGUUGGCAAUUUCCAACUAGUUUUGUAGUGCAUUGUAUCUCUGAAAUGCAUAGCAAGUGGCAGAUAUCUUAUGGGAUCGCAAACGGUGAAGUCUAACUGUAAAUACUAUCAUUACCAGCCUCUUGAGCUCUUAGAUGAACUAGAAGCAGGAUCAGCCUGAACCUGUUUGUGGCUCUGAGCAGCAUCACUAAAACAUUGUAAACCAGGAGUAUCUUAAACUCGCCCAGUCAUGAGGUGGUUUUUAUUUCUAAGAACAGACAAAUGAACAGUCAUGUCUAUUUACAGUUACACUGCCUUUGUGACAAAGUCUAAAAGAUCUACAGACAAUCUAAUGACAUCUUUUUUGUACUCUUAAUUCUUCAGAUGUUUAUGUAUUUAAGUAAUUUUACAUGUAGCAGAGUUAUUGGACAGCAAACAUCAGUUUAGUCAUGGAACGGUCGGAGGUGCUUGAGUUUAGAAUUUGUGUUGAUUAUCGCUGGCAUUUGGAGAAAUGAAAAUGUGUACGUUUAUUGGUUGUAUUGAUCAUUGUUCUUUUAUGUUUUUCAUUAAAUGUUUAGCAGAAUUAUCA